CCGCCAUCCAUGUGAUCGCCCGGAACAGCUGCCACAGCUUGACUCCCAGUCAUCGACAUCAGGCGGAACCUUUGCGGACUACAUCAUUCAGGGUGCCGGCGGAGGAGCGAUCGUUCUUCUUUUACACCUAACUGACCUUAGCAACACACACUUCGACCCUUCAGCCAGACAGACGCAGCUGGGAGCAACAGUAUCACCACGAAGCAACGAAACGUAUCGUAUACAGACCAUCAACGACGUAGUAAUACAACAUCUACACCGACUCGCAGAGCCCACGCCUUUGCCUCUUGGACCUUGGAUCUUGGACGGAUUCGCGACCAACCAUGAAUCUUCUCUACUCCACCGUGAACACCCUCCGCGAUCGGUACACGCCUGUUUCGCACAAGUCAACCUUCCGCCAGACGGGCCAGAUCACCCCCGAAGAGUUCGUUGCCGCCGGCGAUUAUCUCGUUUACAAGUUCCCGACCUGGUCUUGGGGCGAUGCCGACUCGGAGAGCCGCCGCGUCAGCUACCUGCCCGCCGGGAAACAGUUCCUUGUCACGCGCAACGUCCCUUGCAACCGCCGGCUCGACGACGACUUCGCCGGUGAUGCCGGUCACGAAGAGGCCCUCGUCGAGGGCGGCAAGAACUCUGCCGGUGGUGGUGACGAUGACGAGGAUGGCUGGCUGCGCACGGGCGGUCUAGCGAGCUCGCAACCGCUGAAGUUGAAGGAGGUGCGGACGGUGGACGAUUCGGGAAACGUUGGCGACAGAGAGGUUGUCGACGACGACGAGAUUCCAGAUAUGGAGGACGAGGAUGACGACGAGGCCAUCAUCCGCGACGCCGGAGACAGCGGAAAGAACAGCGGUCGCCGGACAUACACCCUGUACAUCAUGUACUCGACCUACUACCGCACGCCGCGCCUCUACCUCUCGGGCUACUCGCCCAACAACCAGCCGCUACCGCCGCACGCCAUGAUGGAUGACAUCGUGGGCGACUACAAGGACAAGACGGUGACGCUCGAGGACUUCCCCUUCUUCGCCAACAACAUUAAGAUGGCCAGCGUACACCCGUGCAAGCAUGCGUCCGUCAUGAAGACGCUGCUCGACCGUGCUGACGCCGCGCUACGCAUCCGCCGCGAGAAAUUGCGCGCGGGACGCGCCGUUGGCGGGGACCAGGGCAUGGAGGGUCUCGUCGACGAGCUGGGACGGCUCGACGUGCGCGACGCCCAGGCCGCCGCCGAUAAGGACGAGUGGGAGGAGGUGGAGCAGAGCGAGGUCGACGAGCAGGAGGUCGCCAUCCGGGUGGACCAGUACCUUGUCGUUUUCCUAAAGUUCAUGGCUAGCGUGACUCCUGGUAUCGAGCACGAUUUCACGAUGGGGGUAUAAACGACGAUUGAUUUUUCCCCUGCCGUACAGAUCGGCUUUUGGGUUCGCGGCCUCCAUUUCUUUUCUCCUCUCUUUCACUACUGGUCUCACGGGCUCGGGCAACAGAUGCAAUGGGGGGUUUCUUAUGUCAUUGGAUUACUGGAAGGGUGAUGGCUAGAUUUAGGGGACUUGCAACGGCGAUCACGAAGAAUUGAGUAGACUACAAAGUCCAGACGGUAUUAUUCCACUUUUACUACAUAUGGAAGUAGAUACUGUCCAUGCCUUAAUUGGUUGUGAUGACUCUACAGUGAUCAUCGAC
Molecule: messenger RNA, 1665 nt
Organism: Colletotrichum destructivum
Lineage: Eukaryota; Fungi; Ascomycota; Sordariomycetes; Glomerellales; Glomerellaceae
Product: Putative ubiquitin-like-conjugating enzyme Atg3/Atg10
Exons: 3
Coding region: 324-1367 (347 amino acids)
Biological process (GO): autophagy of mitochondrion; autophagosome assembly; nucleophagy
Cellular component (GO): phagophore assembly site; cytosol
Molecular function (GO): Atg8-family ligase activity
Source: RefSeq, a predicted model, not a curated record